Closterium sp. NIES-65 is the source of this 1119-nucleotide messenger RNA. The record is from the annotation of a GenBank genome assembly. Lineage: Eukaryota; Viridiplantae; Streptophyta; Zygnematophyceae; Desmidiales; Closteriaceae.
AUGCUCUCAUUCCCUCUCACCCACUCUCAUACGCUCUCAUUCCCUCUCACCCACUCUCAUACUCUCUCAUUCCCUCUCACCCACACUCAUACGCUCUCAUUCCCUCUCACCCACACUCAUACGGUCUCAUUCCCUCUCACCCACUCUCAUACGCUCUCAUUCCAUCUAACCCACUCUCAUACUCUCUCAUUCACUCUCACCCACUCUCAUACGCUCUCAUUCCCUCUCACCCACUCUCAUACGCUCUCAUUCCCUCUCACCCACUCUCAUACGCUCAUUCCCUCUCACCCACUCUCAUACUCUCUCAUUCCCUCUCACCCACUCUCAUACUCUCUCAUACGCUCUCAUCCACUCUCAUCCACUCUCAUACGCUCUCAACCCCUCCCAUCCACUCUCAUCCCCUCUCAUCCCCUCUCAUUCACUCUCAUUCCCACUCAUCCCCUCUCGUCCUAUUUCACACACUAUCAUUCCCUCUCAUUCACUCUCAUCUACUAUCAUACACUCAUAUUCACUCUCAUCCACUCUCAUCCCCUCUCAUCCCCUCUCAUCCACUCUCUUCCCCUCUCAUCCACUCUCGUUCCCCCUCACACACUCUCAUUCCUUCUCAUACACUCUCGUACCCUCUCCUCCACUCUCAUUCCCUCUCAUCCCCUCUCCUACACUCUAAUUCCCUCUCAUUCACUCUCAUUCUCUCUCAUCCCCUCUCAUUCACUCUCAUUCCCUCUCCUCCCCUCUCAUUCCCUCUCAUCCCCUCUCACUCACUUUCAUCCCCUCUCAUUCCAUCUCAUACACUCUCAUCCCCUCUCAUCCCCUCUCGCACACUAUCGUUCCCUCUCAUCCGCUCUCAUUCACGUUCAUCCCCUUUCAUCCCCUCUUAUCCCCUCUCAUCCCCUCUCAUUCACUCUCAUCCCGUCUCCUACACUCUCAUACACUCUCAUCCCCUCUCAUCCCCUCUCAUCCCCUCUCACACACUCUCAUCCACUCUCAUCCCCUCUCAUCCACUCUCGUUCCCCCUCACACACUCUCAUUCCCUCUCAUCCCCCCUCAUCCCCUCUCACACACUCUCACCUCGUGGCACUUGUGAUCAGCGUCAUGUCUCACCCACUGCAAGCCAGGUGA